Messenger RNA from Manihot esculenta (cassava), 776 nucleotides. RefSeq lists its product as uncharacterized. The record is from RefSeq and is a predicted model, not a curated record. Bases 326 to 535 code for a protein of 69 amino acids. NCBI's taxonomy places the organism in Eukaryota, Viridiplantae, Streptophyta, Magnoliopsida, Malpighiales, Euphorbiaceae. The transcript has a single exon.
CCAAAAAUAACAUCGAUUUGAGAAACCUUUUGAAAGAGUCGCAAUCAGUUUGAAAAAGAAAUCGUCACAAGUCACAAGAACGAGAAGCAAGAGCCAUAGCAAUAAAGAAAUGAGAAAAGAUGAAGCCGUCCGAGUUAUUAGAUAAAGUAGACAGCGUUGUUUAAUCCGAUGAUAAUUUUUAACCUUUUCUUUUUGUCUCCUUAUUAGCUUAUUUCUUGCUUAACGUGCUUCACCACCCACCACCAUCUCACCUCCAUUAUCCAUUACUUUCCCCCAAAAAACCCUCAUAUCCAAGUACAUACUCUGAGCUUCAGAUUAUUCAAUCAUGGCGGAUUGGGGGCCAGUUGUAGUGGCAGUGGUGCUGUUUGUGGUGCUAUCACCAGGGGUGCUCUUCCAGCUACCAGGAAAGGGGCGAGUGGUGGAGUUUGCUAACAUGCAAACAAGUGGAGCUUCCGUCUUCGUCCAUACCAUCAUCUUCUUUGGCCUCAUCACCAUUUUCCUCAUCGCCAUUGGUAUUCACAUCACCACUGGAUAAUUCUAUCUCUCUAUAUUAAACCCUCAAAUUCUUAUAUUCCUCUACUCCCUCUAGCUGCUUCUGUAUUUUGCUGGUAUUAUCUGAUAAGUUAAUUCUUCCUGCAUAAUAUAUUUCUACUCUUAUAUUUCAUUAGACUGUUAUAUCUAAACGUUUAAAUAUUGAAUAUCGAUUAUGAUGGAAACAUGGAACUCACAUAAUCCAUGGGUGUUAAAUUCUAUAAACCUGUGUUUUAAUUUCUGUA